GAGUAAGACAAAAGAACGUGUUUGUUUUCAGGCUCGAGCUACAGAGCUCACGUGACUAAGCGAAAAGCUUAUUAUUGGUAGAUAUGAUAACCUGACACAGAGAAUGGUACACUGGGUCUCAUGGAAUAGAGUGCCUUAGCUUCACAUCUACCUUCACAUCCAGCUUCACAUCCAGCGUCAGAUAACGGAGUGCUGAUAAGGAUGAAGGGACAUUACUCACUUCUUUAUGACUCAUGUUUCAAGAUGUUGUUGCUAGUUUUAUUAACCGUCGUACUCACGGUAAAGCCCAGCCAUGCUGAUUCGGACACAGGAACUUGGAGCAAGAACGCUGGUAAAUAUCUGAGCGGCUACAGCGCAGGAACCGCCAAAUACGACAGUCUUCUGGAGGCUCAGAGCGAAUGUCUCAAACGAUCCGAUUGUGGAGGUAUCACAUACGAGACCAUAUCCAAAAAGUUCACUCUUCGAAGAGGAGUCAACCUCAAGGACAGUCCCUCCAGUGAAAUCUCCUGGAUGGCUAUCUCAAGUGAUGAUGAAGGUACUCUGACACUGGGACGUCACUACACAUCCCGGCAAUCAGGAGAUGCCACUUUGGCAAUUGCUGGUGCUACAGAGGAUCUAGCACAGAGAGGAUUCGACAACACUGUAUCUCGGUAUAAAAUCGACGGAAACGAAGUAUGGGAGUUCUAUGAUGAACCUAACUUUGAGGGUCUUCUGUUUACUGCUAAAGGGCCUAUUGAUUGGACUUGGGUUGAUAGCAGAUACAAUGAUAUGGUCUCAUCUGUUAGACAAGUCAGCGCUCUUGAUUUGGAAUCAGUUCUAAUUGAGACUACUGCGACCUCCCAGACACCAGCACUCCAGACUUUUGACCACACUUCUGACCCCACUUCUGACCCCACUGAGGUCCCUCUCACAAGUGGCCACAUAUUUAACGCCCAAAAGAAUAUUGAUUACGAACUGAACAAGCCAUUAGAAGUUGGAGACACUGUUAGAGCUUGGGGCGUCUACAAAGAUCACACCACAUCCAAAUUCAGUGUGAACAUCAUGGGACCAAACUCAGUGUACCUUCUUCAUGUUGACUUUAGACCUUUUAACAAUGUGGUAGUUCUGAACAACUAUGUGGAGGGAUGGAAAACUGAGGUCAGGCCGGGGUUUAGCAAGUACAACUUUGCUGCAGAGAAGAUGUUUGAAGUAAGGAUUGAAGUACACGAGGAAGGGUAUAGGAUCUUUUUCAACGGGAAUGAGUUGAGCAGUAGGUUCCCUCACCGAGUAGAUCCCAGCACUGCCACGCUAGUUACACUACACGGAGGGAGUAACGGAUUCAAAUGGACGGCUCUGAGACUUCCAUCUCCACAGCUACCAGGACAAGGUGUUCCUUACGCUACGUUCACUGGAGACAGGAACUAUCUUGAUACACCCCUGGUGAUAGGAGAUACCAUUACUGCAUGGGGUAUUUAUGCAACUGGUUCCUCUAAAUUCAAUGUAAACUUAAUGAUGGAAAACGGACAGGAUUUCAUGAUUCAUGUUGAUUUCAGACCACCUCCCAGUGAAAACAAAGUUGUGCUAAACUCAAGGACACAAAGCGGGUGGCAAACUGAGUUAAGGACUUCACUGCCUGCCUUUGAAAACGGGAAAGCAUUUAAAGUUGAUAUCAAAUGUUUGGAUGGAGAAUUUGAGAUCUAUCAUUGUGGCAAUGUACUUGGAUCAAGGUUCCCUUAUCGAGACGGCUUUGCUCUCGAAGAAGUCGAGUUCAUCUGGUUACUUGGAGGAAAUCAAGGCAUGGUUUGGACGGAUUUGGCUGUGACUCAACCAAGAAUUGCUAAAGAUACAGAACUAAAGAUGGUGGCUGCAACUCAGAGCAGCAUCGGCUGGAAUGGAGUUCCAACAAGAGCCAUUGAUGGAUAUACUGAUGGAAACUUCUGGGCUCGCUCCUGCAUGCACUCUGAAGGGUUUAAAAACAACUGGUGGAUGGCAACUCUGGCUGAGAAUUCCGCUGUUAGCAAAGUUGUUAUCCACAACAGGGUGGAUUGUUGUUCCGAGAGGAUUAAUGGAGCUAAGAUUUACGUGGGCGAAGUGUUUUGUGGAGAGGUUCAUUACAAAGCCGGUGUGGUUAUAUACGAGGUGCAAUGUGGUGGAACAGUGGGAGGAAGUGUUAAGAUAGUACAGAAUGACCAGUAUCUGACGUUAUGUGAGGUGCAGGUAUUUGGAGCACCUUCUCAACACAUCCCCCUCACUAACAUUGCUACAGGAUCUCCGUCCUGGCAGAGUAGUGAAGGAUGGUCUGGUGAAGCUAGCAGAGGUACAGAUGGACGCACCAACGGGGACUACUGGGACGGAUCCUGCACCCACAGCGCGUCAACCUCCUCUAACAAGUGGACCGUUACUCUCACUGCCGAGUACAGGGUUAACAGGGUCGUUAUUCACAACAGGGUGGAUUGCUGUGCUGACAGGAUUCAGGGUGUACAGGUAUUUGUGGACAAUCGUCUUUGUGGAACAGUUGACUACGUGGCUGGGAAGAACGUGUUUGUGGUGGAUUGUGCUGAUCUGAUAGGCAGUGAGGUCAGGGUAACUCAGGACCAAAACUAUUUGACCCUUUGUGAGGUAGAGGUUUUAGGCGCUGCCACGAGCCAGGUGAUAACAAGUGCUAGUUCAGAGCCAGGAGUGGUGACGAGGAGGAUAACAUCAGGGGAGGGCACACCCACCCAGUCUACUACCUCUCCAACUGAAGAAGUUACUGAAGUAAUCGAAACUACACUUACAGUAGAAAUUACCAGCAAGCCAACCGACGAAUUAACUGAUAGUUCUACUGAAGAAGUUACUGAAGCAGUUACUGAAGAAGUUACUGAAGAAGUUACUGAAGAAGUUACUGAAGAAGUUACUGAAGAAGUUACUGAAGAAGUUACUGAAGAAGUUACUGAAGAAGUUACUGAAGAAGUUACUGAAGAAGUUACUGAAGAAGUUACUGAAGAAGUUACUGAUGAAGUUACUAAUGAAGUUACUGAAGAAGUAACUAGCGCGAGCAUGACAACAGUGCGUGAUAUAACAGAAGAUUACACAAUAGUGGGACCCACUGAUUCACUGUUGUGCAAGGAAGACGAGUUUAUUUGCCCAGAGAGGUGCAUAUCUACAUCCUGGAGAUGUGAUGGAGAUAUAGACUGUCUCAAUGGAGAAGAUGAGGAAAAUUGUGGAAAUAGUUGUAAAGAAAACCAAUGCAGAGUUUCAUCAGAAGACCCUUUUUUGGAAAUGGGUCAAAAGUUGAUAGCAAAGAAUAAAGAAACUACUUUGGUUGUGGAGAAAACUGGAAGAUUUGUUCUCUACUGCGAAAACAAAAAAUUGAUUUGGGAGUCCGGUACCGGAGGAGCAUCCGUAGUGUCCGGUCUGAUCAUCCAGGCUAAUGGUAAUAUGGUGCUAUAUGACGACGAUAACGAAGUAUUGUGGGAAAGUGGUUCAGGUUCUGCUAACACACAGUCCAGUUACCACACACUGGUAGUAGAGGAUGAUAACACUCUCGUCCUCUUCAACUCCUGGGGGGUGUCUAUAUGGGAGACUGAUACUGCGGGCCUAUGUGACGAGACUAAGUUCAUGUGAAGAUUUCGGUGAUAAAUAUCAAGAACCUUCCAGAAAUACCACCACUUACUACCACUACCACUACCAUGAGUACUAUCAACAUUAACGGCUUCCAAUCUAAAACCAAAUGAUUCCGAUAAACGAUCAUAAAUAUGUCUUUGUAAAAAAUAUAUGUGUAAUUUUCAUUGUCAGUAUUUGGUUUUAAUAGAAACGAUAUUUUGUAUUGCAUUCAAGCUUUUUUCUAGAAAAAUCUAAAUAUUUUAAUUUUUUAUUAAUUUGUUAUUAACUAUUGGUUUUUGUUGCUAUAUAGUCAAUGACUUGGCAAGUUGAUUCA
Bolinopsis microptera is the source of this 3898-nucleotide messenger RNA. RefSeq lists its product as uncharacterized. Lineage: Eukaryota; Metazoa; Ctenophora; Tentaculata; Lobata; Bolinopsidae. The record is from RefSeq and is a predicted model, not a curated record. The coding region runs from base 202 to 3585 and encodes 1127 amino acids. Gene Ontology annotation, molecular function: carbohydrate binding; protein binding. The transcript has 22 exons.